AUGCCGGCCAUUAGACACUCCUCAAAAAGAAAGCCGCCGCCAGAGGGCUUCAGCGAUAUCGAGGAUGACCUUCUGAUCUUUGCGAACAAGAUGAAGGAUGCGCAGAACAAGCCUCCUCCUCCCGGCCCGAAGCACAUGGCGCAGUGGGAGAUCUUCCAGAUUGCGCACCAGAGGAGCCGAUACGUAUACGACCUUUAUUACGAGAAGGAAGCCAUCAGCAAGCAGCUAUACGAAUGGCUACUUAAGAAUGGUUAUGCUGAUGCGAUGCUAAUCGCCAAGUGGAAGAAGCAGGGUUACGAGAAGCUCUGUUGCUUACGCUGCGUUCAAACAAAGGAAACAAACUUCAACAGCACCUGCAUUUGUCGAGUACCACGAGCUCAGCUGAAAGAAGAUAGCGAUAUGCAAUGCGUCAGCUGUGGCUGCAGAGGAUGUGCAUCCAGUGAUUAAGAGGAGGUGAUGGCUUUGGAUUCCAUUGUGGCCAUCGGAAUAACGAACCAGAGAUUUGCUACAGGCGUUAGGGCGUCGGGCGUCGAAUUGCGAUCAAAUUGCUCCAUGGACGGGCAGCAAAACAGAAAAGACAUAGAUUGGGUUGAUGUUGAUCUCGAAAGAGGUAGAUAUCCUUCAUUUUAGCUGAGCCAUAUUCUUUCAUAACAUCAUGCUGAUCAUUUUCACAAUUUCCAGUUCAACUCCACGUGACUCCUUUCUAUUAUCUUUUCGAGAAUCCUGGC
Messenger RNA from Trichoderma virens Gv29-8, 728 nucleotides. RefSeq lists its product as uncharacterized. Gene Ontology annotation, cellular component: nucleus; spliceosomal complex. The record is from RefSeq and is a predicted model, not a curated record. The transcript is spliced from 2 exons. The coding region runs from base 1 to 447 and encodes 148 amino acids. Gene Ontology annotation, biological process: mRNA splicing, via spliceosome. NCBI's taxonomy places the organism in Eukaryota, Fungi, Ascomycota, Sordariomycetes, Hypocreales, Hypocreaceae.